Molecule: messenger RNA, 1375 nt
Organism: Paramisgurnus dabryanus
Lineage: Eukaryota; Metazoa; Chordata; Actinopteri; Cypriniformes; Cobitidae
Gene: timm17a
Product: translocase of inner mitochondrial membrane 17 homolog A (yeast)
Biological process (GO): protein import into mitochondrial matrix
Cellular component (GO): TIM23 mitochondrial import inner membrane translocase complex
Molecular function (GO): transmembrane protein transporter activity
Source: RefSeq, a predicted model, not a curated record
UCGAACAGUCCAAAGUCAUCCGCCGCAACAGCACGUGUCUAAUUACGUCAGCAAGAAUUGGAUAAGAAGAAAAUGGAGGAGUACGCGAGGGAGCCGUGCCCCUGGAGGAUAGUGGAUGACUGUGGUGGGGCUUUCACCAUGGGAGCCAUCGGUGGAGGGAUCUUUCAGGCAGUCAAAGGUUUUCGAAACUCUCCUGCUGGGGUAAAUCACAGACUGAAGGGUAGUUUGACUGCUAUAAGGACCAGGGCUCCACAACUAGGAGGGAGCUUUGCUGUGUGGGGUGGACUCUUCUCCAUGAUCGACUGUGGACUGGUGAAGGUGAGAGGGAAAGAAGACCCCUGGAACUCAAUCACAAGUGGAGCAAUGACAGGAGCCAUUUUAGCAGCAAGAAAUGGGCCAGUGGCUAUGGUUGGCUCGGCAGCAAUGGGAGGUAUACUGCUUGCAUUAAUAGAAGGCGCUGGAAUUCUCCUCACAAGGUUCGCCUCAUCACAAUUCCCAACUGGUCCACAGUUUGCAGAAGAACCUGCUCCAAUGCCUGCUUCUUCGUUUGGGGACUAUAGACAGUACCAAUGAGAAACCUUUAAAAAGGCUUUUUCCUAUUCCAUGAACUCACCUGAGACACUGAAGUUUAAAAUGAGGACCUGUAUGACUCUCAUUUAUCCACACAGCAUGCACGAAUGACUGUGAUGAGAGAAUAAGGAGGGGCAGACUUGUUUCUGUGUUCGUCUGCUGUAUGCCUUGUUAUUUUCAGCCUUGUCAUUGGCCCAUGGGUCACCCUAUUUAAGUCAAAGGAAACCUCUUGUAAAUCAGACCGGUGUUUUGAUCCACUUCUCCCCAUUUUUUUUUUUUGUAUGAUUGACUGUUGUGUAUUUGAUGAUGCUGAUGACACGUGUCAUGUUUGAAAACUAAGUUAUGCAAGGUUGUUUGAGUUGAGCCCAAAUCAAUUGGCUGUAUAAAGUGGAUGUUUGUGUGCGUGUGAAUGCAUUGAUUCCAUUGUGUGCUUGCAGAAGAGUUUAAUACAUGCCUGUGUACUGACUGUUUGCCUUAAUGUUAACAUUCUCAUAGGCUUUACCAAGAUCUUAUAUAUAUAGCUGAGUUUUUAAUUGAUUGCUCUUUGCCAAACCCUUACGCGCAGACUAUAUUUCAUCAAAGUUUACUCUUUGAUAUAACUAUUUAUUUUCUCAGUGUACAACUUCUCGGUUUCAAUGAAUUAUGCUGUAUUGUACUUGAAAUGGUUAUCUACAGUAAAUAUUAAAAACUUUUGUCAGCCAAGAAUACAACAGAAAAGGAUGAAUGGACAGAAUUAAGCAUCUCUUGUGUUGGCUGUAUGAGCCAAUGAAGCUGAGAAACAUCAUAAAUAAAAUAGUUGUUACUA